AUGAUGCCUAAGAGACAAGCGGAGUUGUCGCUGGAGGAUGGCAUUCCUGCGGGCUCUCCUGUCUCAAAGAAAGCCCGCGUGGAGGAUGAGCCUGCGGAGCAAGAAGACGCGUGGCAUGGCGCCGUACCGCUACGCCGGGCCAGUGGGCAAGAGAUGGAACAGCACGAGCACAAAGGAGAGGACAUCCUGGCCGCUGCAGACCUGGAGCAAGAGGAACUGAAUGAGGCGGCGCUGAAUGAGAAGAGUACAGAAUCCUCCGACACUAUCGACGACGACGACGCUGACAACCUACCGGCAAUGACUGUUCCAAAACGUCAGACCAAGCCGAUGGAGGGUUACAGCGACCUAUACCUUGAUACGAUCAAUCGCGAAAUUCUCGACUUUGAUUUCGAGAAGCUGUGUUCGGUCAGUCUCUCUAAUAUCAAUGUAUAUGCCUGUCUCGUGUGCGGCAAAUACUUCCAAGGCAGAGGCCCCAACUCGCAUGCAUACUUCCAUGCUCUGGAAGUCGGGCACCAUGUAUUCAUCAACAUGGGCACGAAGAAGGUCUACGUUCUCCCGGAGGGAUAUGAGGUCCAGAACAAGAGCUUGGACGACAUUAAGUAUGUGGUCGAUCCAUACUAUUCCAAGGAUGAAGUGUCGAAGCUGGAUAAAGAGGUCCACGACGCCUUUGAUCUGGCAGGGCAACGAUACAGACCAGGCUUUGUGGGCAUGAACAAUAUCAAGGCAAAUGAUUAUCUCAACGUCGUAGUCCAGCUCUUGGCUCAUGUCUUCCCGAUUCGCAAUUAUUUCCUGCUCCAUGAUUUUCAAGCGCCUGGAACGCCACAACUGGUUCAGCGCUUCAGCACGCUUGUGCGGAAGCUGUGGAAUCCAAAGGCUUUUCGAUCCCAUGUGUCGCCUCAUGAGUUGCUACAGGAGAUUGCCCUUCGAUCAUCGAAGCGUUUUACGCUCACUCAGCAGUCUGAUCCCGUAGAAUUUCUAUCGUGGUUCUUAAACAACCUCCACUUGUCCCUCGGAGGAUCCAAGAAGCCGUCCAAGACCCCGACGAGUGUAAUCCAUGCCGCUUUUCAGGGCCACUUGAAGAUCGAAAGCCAAGCGAUCACCGCCCAUUCCGAUACACAAAAUGCGCGCUUGGUAUUCACCGAAUCCGGCUCCAUCAACGGCCAAACCAUCCCGUUCCUCAUCCUUACUCUUGACUUGCCUCCCACUCCCCUCUUUCAAUCCGCCAAUCGUGAAUCAAUCAUCCCUCAGGUUCCGUUGACAACCCUCCUGAACAAGUAUAACGGGAUCACCGCCUCGGAGAAACUGGCUCAUCGAGUCCGACACCGUCUCCUCCAUCCACUUCCCCCCUAUCUCUUUUUCCACAUCAAACGCUUCAGUCAGAACCGGUUUGUCUCGGAAAGGAACCCGACGAUCGUAACCUUCCCAUCGCCUCGCUCCCUAGACAUGUCUCCCUACGUGGAACCCAAUCCUGAAAUCUGGCCACCAGGCGAGCCAAUCCUUUAUGACCUCGUCGCCAAUAUCAUUCUCGACCCCUCAGUGGCCGCCUCCGGGGCCGCCGAAGAUGCAGCAGCGGACCGGGGUGUCAACGCCGCAGGUGGGGGCUCGUCUACCGGAGCCGGCGCAGCUAGCGAGAAGGUUGCGUGGCUCGUCCAAGUUCAGGACAAAGCGAUGGUGGCGGAAAAUGCACGACACCAGAAGGAACACGCCGGAGAGCAACAGGGCCCAGAAUGGUUGGAGAUCCAAGAUCUGUUUGUGAAACGAGCCGAGAGUGAAACCUUGUUUACGAGGGAAGGAUAUCUAAUGGUUUGGGAACGCCGAAAGAUUCCUGGCAUGACGAAUCAAAAGGGGAAGAAUCCCAAGUAG
This is a messenger RNA of Aspergillus tanneri, 1863 nucleotides long. RefSeq names its product ubiquitin carboxyl-terminal hydrolase family protein. Bases 1 to 1863 code for a protein of 620 amino acids. NCBI's taxonomy places the organism in Eukaryota, Fungi, Ascomycota, Eurotiomycetes, Eurotiales, Aspergillaceae. Gene Ontology annotation, molecular function: zinc ion binding; cysteine-type deubiquitinase activity. Gene Ontology annotation, biological process: mRNA processing; spliceosomal complex assembly; protein deubiquitination. The record is from RefSeq and is a predicted model, not a curated record. The transcript has 2 exons.